GGCGGUAACGUUCUUGGUAUUAGCGUUGUUUUCUCAUACGCUAGUAUCGAGUUACCUGUAUCGAGUUCCCUCUUUUUUCCUCGUGUGUCCUGUUGGGUGUUUUUUUUUAUUAUUAUUAUUUUUUUUUAUAAAGGUGUUAUUUACUUUGCCUUUAUUUUUGGUAAAAGCGCCUUUCUUUGUUGGACUUCAACUCCUGCGCCCUCUCUGCACACGGACCCUAACCCUGCCUCGUGCUAACAACAGACUCGCCAGGCAUUACUGGGAAGAAAAAAAUAAUGGACAUGUAUGAUGUAGUUAUAACCUGAACAGAGAAUGAGGGCUCUGGUGUUUCUCCUGCUCGUGGCCGCCGCCACCGCCAAAGUGUUUGAGCAGUGCGAGCUGGCGAGGACGCUGAAGGCUGCGGGAAUGGACGGCUACCGCGGGGUCUCACUGGGUGGUUGGGUCUGCGUGGCCAAGUGGGAGUCGAGCUACGACACGGCCGCCACCCACCCCAACCGCGACAAGUCGAGGGACUACGGCAUCUUCCAGAUCAACAGUCGCUAUUGGUGUAACAACGGCGUGACCCCCACCUCAAACGGCUGUAACAUCUCGUGCGACUUGCUGACCGAUGACAUCAGCGAUUCAAUUACGUGUGCCAAGCGUGUGGUCAGCGAUCCCAGGGGGAUCAGAGCAUGGGUGGCCUGGAGGAAACACUGUCAUAGAGAAGAUCUCAGCCAGUACGUCGCGGGCUGUGGGGUGUGAGACAGGCACCCAGAGAGAAGCACCUUCUCUCCUUCCCUCCCUCUUCUGUGAUCACUCACUUCUGAUUUUCCAAACCCGGCGCCCCCACAAAGGCUCAACAGUGAAGCACUUGUCUUUGAUUCCCUUGCUUGUCUGUAUACAAAUUAUGAAAUAUAUCAAGUUUCUUCAAAUAUUGCUACUUGAAAAUACUUUUCUUUUUCCCAGUAUCAACAUUUUUGCUGUGUUGGGCUAAACUUUAAUAAAGCCAUAAUUUGCUUUUGCA
Messenger RNA from Anguilla rostrata (American eel), 1003 nucleotides. RefSeq names its product lysozyme C-like. Lineage: Eukaryota; Metazoa; Chordata; Actinopteri; Anguilliformes; Anguillidae. Gene Ontology annotation, molecular function: lysozyme activity. The transcript has 5 exons. Bases 313 to 741 code for a protein of 142 amino acids. Gene Ontology annotation, biological process: defense response to Gram-positive bacterium; defense response to Gram-negative bacterium. The record is from RefSeq and is a predicted model, not a curated record.